AUGUCGGGUAUGCAAUCAAAAGCAGCCAGGCUUCAAAAGGAGCACAAAGAAAAGCCGUUAGUAAACACCGAGAGGGAAAUGGCCUCAUCAGAGGAUUUAAAGUACAAUGACGUAUCGGCAGUCAUGAUGAAGUUUAGUGCUUUAAUGGAAAUGCAAGACAUGAUGUUUGUAGAGAUGAGAGAAAGCCUUAAAAAUGAUCUAAAGGAAAUGCUGAUAAAACGCACACCACCUGAGGUGAAGAUUUCAGAGGACGGGAGAGCGCAGCAAGAAGGAAAAGAUUCAGCUGCAGAACGGCCAAAGCCGGGAGAGAAAGUGGAGGAGGAAAGUUCUGGAACAGAUGACACUGAAAACCUCACUGUGAAAAGCCAGGCGAAGAGCAAGCUGAGUAGGAAGCAGCCCAAAAAACAACUCAGCAGCCACCGCAGCGGCGUGAAACGCUCGCUAGAGAGGAUGGGAGAAGCCAGGCGUCGUGUAGGUGACAGGUAUAGAGAGAGCAGUGGAGAGGUGGGUGUUCUAGGAGAGGACCCGAAGACUGGGGAGGACGAACCAGCCAAGGAAACAAGACAUCAGAAUAAAGAGAACCCCCUAAAUGCCUCUGGAGGGGGCAGCACGCCACAAGAGGGAGCCAUCCUUAGGCUGGCUGCUGACUUCUCCUCAGCAACGCUGGAUAUCAACAAGCAGUGGGGCCGCAUCUUCCGCCUUCUAAAAGAGAAGGAGCUGGAACCUGAGCUGCAGUGCUCAGUUAAGUUAGCCUUUAAAUGUGACGGAGAAGCAAAGACCUUCUCAGACCUUUCCAGCCUCCGGCAGUUCACCACCACAAAGCCUUUUCUGAAAGAGCUGCUGAAAGAUGUGCUCCCACAAAACGAAGCAAGAAAUGGGCUUCAAGAAAGAUUGGGAAAAACUCUAGGAGACACAAAGCAUGAAGCUAGAAGAAUAGCAUGUGAUAGUUUGAGCUUCCUAUUCAUCAACGAGGUAAAAGUUGCUAGUCCAAACAUGAAGACUUACGAAGAAACGUUGGAGCAGAAGGAUAAAGAAGCUCUCAAGCUGGAGAGACAGGAGGCUUCGGGGGCAGAGGAGGGAGAAGAGACUUCAGAGGGAGAAGCUUCAGAGAUGGGGGAAGAAGAGGAUUCAGAGUUGGAGGAGGGGGAAGAGGAGGAGCAUUCAGAGAUAGGGGAGGAGGAAGAUGCCUCUGUACUCCAUGAAACACAAGACUCAACUUUUCAGGGCCUGACUGUGGUACAAGAGCAUGGAGUUGAGAAAAUCACCAGGAGUGAUGAGAUUGGUUUAAUUAGUUUGAUAGUAGAUUCUGAAACAGACGAAGCAAAAGGAAAUUUAAAGAAGAAUUCCCAGACCAAGAAAAGGGAGACCUUCCAUGGACUUAGAGAACUUGCCUUUAGCUACUUGGUUUGGGACUCUAAGGAGAAAAAUCUGGUCAAGUGCCAGGAGGGAGGAGCAGCUGCCGUGACUAGUCAGGGGAUUGGGAUACCCUGCCUAACCUUGUACUUAACUUCUCCAUCAGAAUCCCUACAGAUAGGCAGUGAUGGUCCAAAAAGCCAUUCACAUUCAAACCUGAGUAUUCCAUCACAAGUCACUCCACUUUUAAUGAACAUGGAGAAAGGGAGAUACAAGAUCCCGCCAGUAGCAGAGCCAACAGCCAAAGACGCAGACUUGAUCCGUGACACUGAGGAAAACUUCAGAAGAAGUGUGAUCAGUACUAUCAGACAGAUGCAGAGGGAGGUUGAAAAUAUUAAAAACCUUUACUUCUUUGAUGUCUUAAAUAUGAAGAGUUCAGUGGAUGAUCUGAAUUCCUUAGCGUGCAUGAUUGAGGCAAGAGUGAAUGAGCAAGAAGAGGCAGUGGAGGGACUCACCAAGGAGACAAUGCAGCUGGCCAAGGAGAUCGUUGAUAAAGAAAGGCUGAGAGAGAGGGAGGAUAGAUUGCGCAGCUCCAACAUCCGAGUGAUAGGAAUCCCAGAAAAAGAAAACCGGGAGAAUGGAGCAGAGGACAUAAUUAAGGAAAUAAUAGAAGAAAACUUUGCCGAGCUAGAAGACUCGAGUCUCGAGAUUGUCAGUGCUCAUCGAAUCCCAAAUGCAGUGGAUGAACACAGACUCACACCCAGACACAUCUUGGUGAAGUUUUGGAGUGCUGGUGAUAAACAGAAAAUCCUGAAAGCUUCUAGAGCAAAAAGAGAAAUAACCUACAGAGGGUCAAAAAUCAGAAUGACAGCUGAUUUAUCACCUGGCACUAUAGAUGCCAGAAGUCAGUGGUCUGGGAUCAUAAAAAUUCUGCAAGAAGAAGGCUUUCAACCGAGAAUCCUUUAUCCUGCCAAACUGGCGUUUGAUUUUAAGGGUAAAACUAAAGUAUUUUUUGAUAUUGAAGAAUUUAAGAAGUUUGUUUCUGAUAUACCAUUUUUGAAAGAAGCGUUGAACAAUGUACUUUAGCAAUCUGGAGUGCUUUCUGUCCGCCAGAGUACAUCCAAAAACCAAGUAAAACUGGACAGUAAACCAUCACAUCUCUGUCCAGAAGGGUGGACAGCUGUUUUUGUUGUUUGUUUGUUUGCUUGUUUGUUUGUUUUUUCAAGGAAAGGAGGAAGCAAUUCACUACCUGAAUGUUGGUUGAGUUAGCAUAUAUGGCUUUUUAAAAUAGCUACCUACCCUGGUGAGGAGGGAUCUUCCCAGUGCAAGCACACACAGGGCAAAGUACUUGAGGCCACAGUCGGAUGGGAAAUGACAGAAUAGAAUAGCCACAGUCUGACUGAAUCAGCACAUUACUCUAUCAUUUGCCAUGAUGUGAGUUUUUAUAUUAAAACUUGACGUUUGAACUA
Messenger RNA from Cricetulus griseus (Chinese hamster), 2822 nucleotides. Lineage: Eukaryota; Metazoa; Chordata; Mammalia; Rodentia; Cricetidae. The record is from RefSeq and is a predicted model, not a curated record.